This is a messenger RNA of Prunus armeniaca (apricot), 978 nucleotides long. NCBI's taxonomy places the organism in Eukaryota, Viridiplantae, Streptophyta, Magnoliopsida, Rosales, Rosaceae. The record is from the annotation of a GenBank genome assembly.
AUGAAGGUUGAAGUUGAAGUAAUCUCCAAAGAGAUUAUCAAACCAUCUUCUCCAACCCCUGACCAUCUUCGCCACUACCAAUUCUCCUUUCUUGAUCAAAUAGCUCCCCAAGUCUACAACCCUUUGCUCCUCUUUUAUGAACACAAUGCCAAGACACAACCCAACAGCACCGAAAUAUCCAACCACCUCAAGACCUCAUUAUGCGAGGUCUUAAACCUUUUCUACCCUCUAGCUGGACGCAUCAAGAACAACCAGUUCAUACAUUGCAAUGACGAGGGCAUCCCUUUCCUCAAAGCUCGAGUACUGGAUUGCACACUUUCUGAUGUUCUCAACAACCCUAUCCCUGGUGAGCUCAACAAGUUCAUGCCCUUUGAACUUGAUGAUAUUACCAAUUCAUUUCCCCUGGGGGUCCAACUCAACAUAUUUCAAUGUGGAGGCUUUGCAAUUGGUCAAUGCAUUUCUCACAAGAUUGCUGAUGGGUUGUCGUAUUUCAUGUUUAGCAAAAUUUGGGCAGCCAUUGCUCGUGGAGACCAAGCCAACAUAAACCCUCCGGAGUUUGUCUCAUCCACACUCUUCCCACCAAAGGAGUUUAAUAUUGGAUUUGAUGGUAGCGUUGGCAUCACAAAGGAUAGAGUAACAAAGCGGUUUGUGUUUGCUGCCUCUCAAAUAGAGAACCUCCGAGAAAGAUAUGAACAAAGUAUGCACAAUAUGAAGAAACGCCCAACACGUGUGGAAACCUUAUCCACUUUCUUAUGGAGUCGGUUUGUUGCGGCUACAAAGGAUAGUACCUUGAAUAAGUUGUACAGGGUGAUACAUGCUGUGAACUUGCGUCCGAGGUUUGAUCCACCGUUGCCUCAAAGUUUUUUUGGGAAUCUUUUUCAUUUGGUCAUGACGGCUCCACUGCAAAUUCCAAGUUGUGGUGGUAGCGAUGAAGAAUGUGGUCACGGUGUGGUGAUCCGGUGGUACGAGAAGCAAUAG